GAUGGAUGUGCCUCCAGAGGCUUCCAAGAUGCGUGCUUGUCGGCCGCCGAGGGAGAGAAGCGCAAGCGUUGCCCUACAAGAAAAGCGUGAGGUGCCGAGCCUUGAUCAAACAAGCAGGUCCGGUGCAAUAGUGAUGUCGGCGCCACUUUCGUGGUUUGCCCCACCGCCAUCGUCUUCACCUAUUCUUACGCACGAUCCUACGACACGUUCACUACUACCACCACUGCCCCCCUGUCUCAAUUUCUCAGCUGCAGCAUCGCGUUCACCACUUUCGGCUGGCACCGACCUCGAGAAAGCGAGCUUGAGCCUCUACUUUCCACCCGCGCUGAAGAAAACGGCCUAUCCACGUCUCGAACCAGCUGGGUCCCCAAGGCUGUUCUCCGCCAUGCGCUCCAUGGUCAUACUGGCACUGUGCGUGCUGCUCACAUUCUCCCUUCAGACCAUCGCAAGGCUCACACCUGCCCAGGACGCCUCGGCAGCACAAGAGAACGACGGUCACAGCUCCUUUUCGUACCUGGCCAAAUACACUGCGCCUUCUGCCUUUCCGACCUCGGCCUUUUCGUCAUACUACCAGCCACCGAGCGGUACGACCGUGCAGCCGCGCCCGGCUAUCACGAAUGGUAUUCCGGGAAACCAAGCGGCAGGUGACUACUUCCCAGACCAGGUUGCCGCGCCGUCUUUCCUCCCGACGGGCGCACCCUCCAGUGAGGCGGUCUACCCUCUGGCAAGCGCGUCUCCCAAGCCGCCGUCCGAUGUGAGCGCUGAAGCAUUCGCGGCGCAGAUCCAGCAGGACAUCUCCACCAUCAUCGAUACACCGUCCAACGCGACCUACACCAACUGCACGCGCUGCGUCUUGGCGCUGCAGCUGGGCCAGAAGCUCGCCCGCGCCUACCCGCAACAGGUUCCUGGCGUGCUCGUCGACCUGUGCAAGAGGUAUAAAGGCGGCAAGCCCAUCGCCAACCAGGCGUGCGAGCGGCAGUACGCACCUUC
Messenger RNA from Tilletiaria anomala UBC 951, 990 nucleotides. RefSeq lists its product as uncharacterized. The annotation marks the transcript as partial. Lineage: Eukaryota; Fungi; Basidiomycota; Exobasidiomycetes; Georgefischeriales; Tilletiariaceae. The transcript has a single exon. The record is from RefSeq and is a predicted model, not a curated record.